Phaeodactylum tricornutum CCAP 1055/1 is the source of this 1354-nucleotide messenger RNA. RefSeq lists its product with no specific name. The record is from RefSeq and is a predicted model, not a curated record. Lineage: Eukaryota; Bacillariophyta; Bacillariophyceae; Surirellales; Neidiaceae. The transcript has a single exon. The coding region runs from base 201 to 1148 and encodes 315 amino acids.
CAUUGACUGUGAAUUCAUACCUUCCGCGUACGUUUUCAAUAGCAUUCGCUCUCUUUAGUAGUCUCCACCGGAACUCCUUGCUAGUAGUAGCUGCGACUGCGACUACUAAUACUACUCAUACAUUUACUUGCAAUUACAGCUAGCUGCUAUCCAUUCCGGUAUCCAUUUCUUUUAUCUAUCCAUUGAUCCAUCCGGCUAGCAUGCGGAUCCUCUCAACUUCCAUCGCGACCGCCGUAUGGGUGCUUCUGUCCAGCCAAGAAUCCUUCGGGUUCUCCGUACGUCCCACAAUUUCCCACCGGAUGACAACCGCAUCGAUCGGCAGUGGCACUCACGGUAGUACGCGUCUGUGGGCGUCGUCUCCGGGAAACAACGACGACGAUUCGCGUCGCGACUUUCUGACGCGAUCGCUCGCGACGGCCGCCUUGGCGAGCGGCGGAUGGUUUACCGGUACGGGCGUCGGCUACGUGGCUGAUCCUCCCGCCGCCGCAUGGGCCUUGACGGGCGUCAAAAAGGUCAACGCCAAAUUGGCCGGUUACGGCUUGCCCCUCGUGAGCAACGUUCCCGACGGACUCACGCCGCUGCUGGAAAUCUACGGCAAGGGUGUGAAUCGGUUCCCAGUCCUCGUGCAGUUCAAUUAUCCCGUUACCUGGGUCGUUACCACGCCCAGUAAUAAUGUGAAUGGUGAAGACGGCACGGUCCAGGCUGGGGAAUACAAUAAGGGCGACACAGCCACAUUCUUUUUGUACUCGGAACCCGGCAACAUCAAGGACGUUACAACGCAGUCCAAGGAGUUCUUCGAAAAGGCCCUCAUGCGGUCCAUUGGACAAAAGGGCGACAACAUGUACCAAAAUUUCAAAGUUACCAAGCUGGAACCCACCGUCAAGGACGGAAAGCCCUACAUGAUCGCCGAUUUCAAGUACCAACUUCUGACCGGCGCCGGCUUUGAAGUCGAUCGUAAGGGUGUGGCUAGUAUUACCAGUCAAGGGGAUGCUGUCGAAGUCUUGUGGGCCGCCUCCACCGCCAUUCGGUACAAGAAAACCGAAGAAACACUGCGGAACAUUGUCGCGAGCUUUCGUUGUUACGCGGACGGGCUCAACUUUUCGGAUGAACUCGUUGGUAGCGCCGCCUCUCGGGGAUUGGACGGAUAGUAAUCCUCAUACGUUGCGCAUUUAAAGAGAAGAUCAACUAUCAAGGUGCGCACCACAAACGUGUUUUUGUGAUGUUGAUCAAAGAAACGUUGCUGCGGAAAGACAAGAGAGCAAGUCGAACAGACCAAGGAGACUACAGCGAGUAUGUAGAGUAACAACGGCCGUGAUGCUAGUGGUAGUAAUGCUAAUUCCAAAAUUAACGAGCG